CUUCUACCGCAAGACUCCACAUCUCCAUAGCAACCAUGGAACCUGUCAACAAAUCCGGAAAAGGGAGUCGUGGUAGAUGUAAAAACCGGAAACUCUCCCGCAGAGCUCCCCCAGACGGCCGCAGGUUGCCCGCUGUAGUUGUUGGGACCACACGGAGGCUGGACGUCGGUGUGAACAGGCAGGGUUUGCCAGCGCUCCACGUGGCCUGCCUCUACGGCCAGAUGGCUACUGUCCAGCUCUUGGUGGAGUCCACGCUGGACUGGAUGGACAUCAGUGAUCCUCAGGGUCGGCGGCCCAUUCACAUGGUCAUGUCCUCCCAGAGCUCGCCCAACACCUCGGCCUGUCUCAGAUAUCUGCUGGAGAAAGGAGCUGACAUUAAUGUUACCACAGACUCAGGGCAGACCCCGCUGCACCUGGCUGCCUCUGAAGGCCUCCUGGACUGCGUGGAGAUCCUCCUGCAGGCCGGUGCAGAUGUGUUUGCCCACGACAGCAUGGGACACACGCCUCUGGAUUUGGCCUGCAUCUGGUGCCGCAGAAAGGUCGCGAGGUAUCUGAAAAACUGCAUAUGGAAGUUAGAAAAGAAGAGAGAACUGGAGGAGAGGAAGCUAGUUCAAGCUUUAUACAGUGAUCUUGUGGACAUGGUCAAACUGUAUAAUGUCAGCAAAAGGACACUUAUAGAUGAGAAGAUGGCAGAGUGGGCGAACAAGAAAGGUUUGCCCCACCUGAGGGAUUUCUCCCCCAGAGUCGUGGUGAGCAAGUACCACACCCAGUGCCUCUCAUCAGAUCAGGGCAGCUCUAAUGUAAAACAUGCCAAGCACCAGCCAAGUGACCCCCGGGAGGAUCAGGAGAUCACCUCCUCAAAGCUACCUCCAGCACCAGCCCCCAGGCCCUGGAGCAUCUACAUGGGCCUCCAGCCAGAGAAACCCCCCGCGGUGCCUGACCUCCGGGACAGCGUCACAGUGUGGAGAGACGGCAGCAGCAGGAAGCCUCAGUACAACACCAAGUGGGACGGCACACCUCAUGAUGCCCCUGACCUGCCUCUGGAUGUCCUUGAGAGGGCGUUGUUCCCCAGAGCCUUCCCUUCCAGGAUCGUCUCCCCUCGGCACUUUGAGCCACAGGACAUUGUGGAGGUCCAGCGCAGAGGAUGCCCCCAGGGGCGGAGCACCUCCCCCUGGACAGAGGUGGCCAUGCAUCUGGCUGAGGUGCUGGAGCCUGGACAUUACUGAGCAUCUGUGUACAAGCUUCAGCUGGACUUUAAAGUGGUUGGUUGGUGUAAAUUAAAACAUCAUCACCCCCUCAUCUGGUAUGGAAAUAUUUCAUACAGUUUUACACAAUUUAGUUUCAGGUGGAAAGAACAUGAGCAUUAGAGGAUUUUAUUUCAGGAGACCUGUGUCAUAGAGAGGCCUCUGUACAAUCUCACAUAUAGAAUAUUAACAGGCAUAAAAACAAACCUAUUCUCAUAAAAUAUCCAGCCACACCACAACUUCAGCUCAAAGUGUCAAAAUUAAAAAUGCCACACACUCCACACACCGCAGCUCCAAAAACAGGGUGAACAGAGGGGUGAGCGAAAGGUGAGAAAACCUCAGUGAACUGGGUCACCUGUCACAGAUGUACCCCUGCACUUUGACUGAUCCCCCCCAGGGAACCGACUCGGGCUCCAGGUGAGGGCUUGUCAACAGCAUGUGUGUAUAACUGUGAGCUGUGGCCUGUCAACUAAAGGUGUGUGUGUGUGUGCGUGUGUUGGGGUUUUGUCUUUUUCCUUUACUUUGUGAAGCACUUCACACCUCAGUGGGGGUCAAAGUGCACACUUGCCUCAACCUGGUGCCCCCACUGGGACUGCGCCACAUGGGACUUGGAUAACAUAAUGCCAUUCAGCUGGACAGUCUGGCACACACACACACACACACUCUUAACAAAGUGGAGUUCAGGGUAUGACAACAGUUGGAAAGUUCAUUGUACUGCAAAUAAAAUUUAGCAACCCAGUUUAAUUUGAAAUUAUGAGACUCUUGAAUAUCGACCUGCAUAAAAAAAAAAAAAAACAUUUAACCCGCAAAUUAUGUCAACAAAAUCUUUUAUUAUUCAGUUGUGUGCAUACCAGCCUACAAUGAAUCGCACUCAGUAAUUGGUAGGAAGAAUUUCUGCCUCUUCAACAGUAUUUUCAUCAGACCAUUAUGAGCAGCUUUUGUCCCCAACACCUGUAAGCUUGCAAGAGUCACUGCACAGGUUCGAUCUUCAGAAGUGCUUUCAUUUGUCUUCGAUGAUCAAUGUACAAAAAGCAGUUUGUUAUUACUGUGAAUUUUUAAAAAGAGUCCUAAAAAGAUGGCCAGGUUGCAGAAUACAAGCACUGGUGAUUAAUCAAUGUGUAAGAUGCAACAAAAUAAAAAAAUCUGGUGUUGUUGUCAUGGACAACUGUCAAUCAUCCAGAGUGAGAGAGAUCUCUUGUAGCUCACCAAUUUAAGGGUGAAACAUAAUCCUUUCUAAGCGCCAUUAUUUUAACCCCUUUUCAUCAAUGUGAUGCUACAGGGCAGAGCAUUUAUAUCAUAUCACACUUCGUAAUCAGAAAAAAAUGUUUCCAUAGAUCAAAAGCAGAUUCCUUAUUCCUUCCUAACGACAGACUGCCCUUUUCUCAUUGUCAGUAAUCUUAAUAACAGCUUCUGUGGCGACCUGUGGAAUUUUUCUUGCCACUUUUCUCUUUUCUAUGAUCAUUUCACAAAAAAAAAAAACCCUAAGCUUGGACUUCAGGAUUAAACCAGAAAGUACCUGUAAGCUGUCUCAUUCAUCUCCAACCCACCUUCUUCAUCCGAGGAGACAACUUUUUAACAGUCGUAUUUUGUCUCCUAAACUGUCUCCCAUGCUACUCUGUGUAUUGAAUCCAAUGAAGUGUGAGACCUACAACACACAAAUCACAGCGGAUAGUCGUGUCAAGAGGAAAACUGAAGAAAAGUCAAAUGUUACAGGUAUUUGGUUGUUACUUUCAAACCCUGCACAUACAUAUUUUAAUGCCAAAGCUUAAAAAAUGUCCAACGUGACAAUAAGAAAGCAUUGCGCUACAGACAGAAUCCCCUCAAUGAGGUCUCUAGUAGAUGUUGUUGGCAGUCAGUACAAACAGACAGAAAGACAACGGCGGACAAACGUGGCCUGUGUAAACUAGUCGGCUCAUCCAGCAGGAAGCUCUGUUCUGUUCAUUGGUCCGUCCUCUUUGUGUGCUCUCCUUCCUCUUUUGGCCACUGCUUCUUUUUAGUCCCAUCCAGAAACAAAUCUGCACAGUCCUUCCUGCUUCUCCUUAAUCUCCAACACACACACACACACACACACACACUCA
This is a messenger RNA of Lates calcarifer (barramundi perch), 3322 nucleotides long. It is a transcript of the gene ankrd53, whose product is annotated as ankyrin repeat domain 53. The transcript is spliced from 6 exons. NCBI's taxonomy places the organism in Eukaryota, Metazoa, Chordata, Actinopteri, Centropomidae. The coding region runs from base 36 to 1226 and encodes 396 amino acids. The record is from RefSeq and is a predicted model, not a curated record. Gene Ontology annotation, cellular component: spindle pole. Gene Ontology annotation, molecular function: protein binding. Gene Ontology annotation, biological process: regulation of mitotic spindle organization; mitotic metaphase chromosome alignment; positive regulation of microtubule polymerization.